Messenger RNA from Xenopus laevis (African clawed frog), 4110 nucleotides. RefSeq names its product solute carrier family 26 (anion exchanger), member 9 S homeolog (gene slc26a9.S). Gene Ontology annotation, biological process: oxalate transport; transmembrane transport. Lineage: Eukaryota; Metazoa; Chordata; Amphibia; Anura; Pipidae. Gene Ontology annotation, cellular component: membrane. The transcript is spliced from 21 exons. The record is from RefSeq and is a predicted model, not a curated record. The coding region runs from base 227 to 2617 and encodes 796 amino acids.
CCCCCUCCCUAUUUGCCACUGUUUAUAAAUGAGUCAGUUUGAGAUCAGAAAGGAGAGCGUUUGCAGUUACUUUUUUCCUCUCUGUUUCAAGUACCUCCACUUCAAUUACCUCUAGCACACCUAGAGCCCUGCUGGUGAGAUCAUAUCUUGGAUACCAGACACUUAGUAAGAAUUAAUAGCUGGCCCAGUGACACCCCACCAUUCUCAGUAAUUACGGCAGCUAGAAAUGAAUACAGUGCGACCUCGAUAUAUUGUUGAUCGGUCGGCAUAUUCCUUUGAACUUUUUAAUGAGGAAUAUGAAAAGAAGAUUCGCAGCUACCCUAUUGGAGGGAAAGCCAGAAAGCUUUUCAGCUGCUCCACAAGCAAAUUAAAGGCUGUUCUGUUUCGUCUUUUUCCUAUUCUCACCUGGCUGCCCAAGUAUAACAUUAAGGAGAGUAUUCUACCAGAUGUCCUUGGUGGGGUCAGUGCUGGAACCAUUCAGAUACCUCAAGGCAUGGCUUUUGCUCUUCUUGCUAACCUUCCUCCUGUCAAUGGCUUGUAUUCAUCAUUCUUUCCACUUGUGGUAUAUUUUUUCAUGGGAGGAAUUCCACAGAUGGUACCAGGUACCUUUGCUGUCAUAAGCAUCAUAGUUGGAAAUGUGUGCCUGAAGCUUGCGCCCGAGUCUCAAUUCCAGCAUAUUAACGGUACCAGUAAUGUGACCAUCACUGACACAGAGGCCAUGAAUGCUGCACGUAUGCAAAUAUCAGCAACACUGGCCUGUCUGACGGCAAUUAUACAGAUUGCACUGAGCUUUGUACAGUUUGGCUUUGUUGCCAUAUAUCUCUCUGAAUCAUUCAUCCGGGGUUUUAUGACAGCUGCUGGUUUGCAGAUUUUCAUCUCUGUACUCAAAUACAUCUUUGGAGUCUCAAUCCCACCUUAUAGUGGAAUCUUGGCCAUUGUUUAUACUUUAAUAGAUAUCUGUAAAGAACUACCCAAAACCAAUGUGGCCUCACUGAUCUUUGCUCUAGUCAGUACUGUGCUGCUCAUCAUUGUGAAGGAGCUUAAUGUGAAAUAUAUGCAUAAGAUCCGCUUCCCCAUUCCCAUGGAGAUCAUCAUUGUUAUUAUUGCCACAGCUAUAUCUGGUAGCUUUGACCUUCCUGAAAAGUAUCACAUGAAUAUAGUUGGGCAUAUUCCACUAGGAUUCCCAUCUCCCACGCUGCCCACUGUUGGUCAGUGGGAAGAAAUGAUUGGCACAGCCUUCUCUUUGGCUAUCGUUAGCUAUGUGAUUAACUUAGCAAUGGGCAGAACACUGGGAUCUAAGCAUGGCUUUGAUGUUGACUCAAACCAGGAAAUGUUGGCCCUGGGAAGUAGUAAUUUCUUUGGCUCAUUCUUCUUUAUACAUGUGAUCUGCUGUGCCUUGUCUGUCACACUGGCAGUGGAUGGUGCCGGGGGUAAAUCCCAGAUUGCCAGCUUCUUUGUCAUGAUGUCAGUUAUGGUGACAAUGUUGGCUCUUGGAACCUACCUGAACCCCCUACCCAAGUCUGUUCUAGGAGCUCUGAUAGCAGUUAACUUGAAAAACUCUCUGAAGCAGUUGUCUGACCCAUUUUACCUGUGGAAGAAAAGCAAACUUGACUGUCUUGUCUGGCUGGUGAGUUUUUUCUCCACAUUUAUUCUGGGUCUGCCGUAUGGAGUGGCUGUUGGAGUUGGAUUUUCUAUCCUGGUUGUAAUUUUCAAUACCCAAUUCCGGAAUGGCUCAACCUUAAACCAGGUGACAGCCACUGAUAUCUAUGUAAAUCCAAAGGUAUAUAGCAAGGUUCAACCCAUUGAUGGAAUUAGAAUUGUCACUUAUUGUUCACCACUUUACUUUGCCAACUCUGAGAUAUUUAGACAGAAGGUUAUCAAAAAGGCAGGUUUAGAUCCUGGCAAGGUCUUCUUAUCCAAGAAGAAGUACUUAAAGAAGCAAGAACAAGAACUUAAAAAAAAAGAUCUCAAACAAAAGAGAGGAUCACUAUUUAUGAAAAGCAAGACACUUUCACUGCAAGAGCUUCAAGAAGACUUUGAUGGUGUUUCACCUACUGAUUCAAAUAACAACAGCACUGUCAACGGGACUGCAAGUGCAAUUAGUUACAUCUCAUCCAAUACCUUGACAGCAGAGCCCCAGGCAACAGCAAAUAUUCAAAAUGGCUUAACCACUCCUGCGCAGACACAAGAUCCCAUCAUUGCAGCUCCUCCUAUUGUGAACAUCCAUACUGUCAUCAUUGAUAUGAGUGGGGUGUGCUUCGUAGACUUGAUGGGGAUUAAAGCUCUGGAGAAGUUGUGCACAAGUUUUCAGAGGAUUGGAGUGAACUUUUACUUAGCAGAUGUACAGGCUCAGGUAUAUGAUGAUAUUGAGCAUGGUGGGAUGUUUGCAGAAGGAAGUCUGGAUCGCAAACACCUUUUCAUUACUGUGCAUGAUGCUGUACUGUAUGCACAGGCCAACAACACAGGGAUUGGAAACACAUCCUUUAAGGCAAAGGACCCAGGUGAUACUGAAAUUUAUAUAAUGGACACUCAGGAUGAAAUCAGUGAGGAUUAUCCGAACCUCGAAGAGGCAAUGUUUGGCAGUAUGUUUCAGACAGAAAUCCAGACAGCACUAUAGAGUUCCAUGCGGACCAGCUGAAAGCUCCCUUUUCAUAAUAUACUGCUGAUCACAGAAGGUUCCAAGACAAAGCACUUUUUAAAACAAUCUCAAAUCUUGCCUUCCAUUUUGCUGUCCCAUAUUCACAGGAGCAGUAUUAGCUGCCUGCUGCUUUUCAGCCAAUAGCAGAACAAAGUGACUCAGGUAAUUUGAAGAAUAUUCAUGGUAAAAGAUCUUCAAAAAGACAAUCGGAAGCUGCACAUAUAACUUAGAUGUAAGACGGUAUCCAGAAUAUGCCAUCAUAUGGAUGAUAACAUACUUGGUCACCUUUUGAAUAAGACUGUUUUGUCCACUUGGAUGCUUCCCACCAACCUGUAACUACGCUGAGGAAUGCUUUUUCAUCCCUUGGAAACCCUUUUUAAUUUAUAAUCCCCUAGCAUUCAAGGAUUAGAUUUCAUGACAUCAUCUAUGAAUCUGGUGUCUCAAUUUUAGAGACCUCAACUGAUUUCAUAGCUUGUGCACCAGGAUACUAUAUUAAAAUAUAUAUAUAAUGAGAAAUAAAGUAUCUACUGUAUCCUUUAAUGGGACUAAAGCCACUGGCUGUAAUUUUAUGAUUUCAUUUUCCUGACGUUUUGACUGUGUACCUCUGGUAUAUACACCCAUUAUGUGUACCACUUCACUAAUAUACUGCUAAGACUUUAUCAUAAUCCUUUCCCUGAUGGAGGGAUAAAUAGCAGCUCAUGUGUCAUGACAUGCAGAAAUUAAAACUUUAGUAUGCAUGAAAUAAUAAAAAAGGCCAUGCUCAUUCAAAUGCCGGAACUGAGGAGCAAAUGCUGUGUAUUGCAGUCCAGCAUUUUAAAUAAAAGUUGCACAGUGUUCAUACUGUAUGUAUAUAAGGAAACAAAAGAUGUACAAUUGUAUUUAUUUCAUGCCCCUCUGAAUGCCAAAUCAACACUGCCUGUCAUAAUGAUUAAUGUUGUGUUUGUUUGCCACUGGGUAGUGGCAUACAUUUUGAUUUAGAAUGUGUCAAAUUGUCCUGCAGCUGGGUUUGUCAAAUUAUAAGAACCUUGCAAAGAGAAUGAAUGGAAAUAUUUAAACCUCAGUUCUUUCCUGAGUUAUUUGUUGCAAAUUAGUUUAUACUGUUUUGUUUCAUGAAAUAUGGUUUCAAAUCAUCCAAAGUAGUCCACAUAUAAAUCAUGUAUAUCCAACUGAUUUACCAUGUUUAUCUACUGUACUUACUGCUUCCAUAAUUCUGAUGUACACAAAACAACCCUGACAGCUGACAGAAUUUGAUAAAGCACAUGCUCUUCCUAUUUACGGGGUCUAUUUUAAAUUUCUAAGAUUCUGUCCAUUCCUACUUAAAAAUAGCCACUAUUCAUCUAUGUUGUAUGUUGUUUCACUUCCCAGUGUUACAUUUAGAAUAUUUAAGUAUAAACUCUCCUGGACAGAGGCUGUCUGUGUAUUUAAUCUAUGAUGUAUAAUAUUAUGAAAUAAAUUAUUGUUGCAAUGCUUUA